Molecule: messenger RNA, 6176 nt
Organism: Diabrotica balteata
Lineage: Eukaryota; Metazoa; Arthropoda; Insecta; Coleoptera; Chrysomelidae
Source: the annotation of a GenBank genome assembly
AUUGUAUAAAUAUCGAAUUGAGUGAUGAGUCGCUUGUCGCGCCUAAUUUUAUAUAAUUUGUGUUUUUGUCAUUUUUAGUAUUCCAGCAUGUUAAUUAAAUGGUUUGAUGCUUUUAUCGAUACCUAAUAUUUAGAAAAACGAUCUGAGCGUAAAUACAUUGCAGAUUUCGUACCAAUGUUGGAAAGGUAACCUCUUUGAAUAGGGCAGCAAAAAAACGAAGGAGCAUCAUGAGUAAGAGACGAAGGGCAGGUUCUUUGCCCAGGUACACAGAAGAGGACUCCUUGGAUAGCCUUGAAGCAUCUACCAGUAGUGGGCCCACAGCACAAAAAAGAAGAAAGCUUUCAGAUCCUAUGGAAAUAUGUCAUCAGUUGGUAGAGAUCUUAAGAACACACAAAAAAGAUGAUGGAACUUUGCUCAGUGAAUCCUUUAUUCGAAUGCCAAAAAGAAGACAGGAGCCCAAAUAUUAUGAUGUUGUUCAAAAUCCCAUAGAUCUUCAAAAAAUACAUCAAAAACUGAAAAUGGACGAAUAUGAAGAUAUUGACGAUUUGCAGAGUGAUAUAGAGUUGUUGGUUAAUAAUACCAAAUCAUAUUAUAAAAGAAAUACACAAGAAUUUAAAGAUGCUGCAGAAAUUCUCGAUUUGUUUAUCACUAGCAAAAACAAGUUACGAGAAGAGGAACCGCAACCGUCCAGGAGAUCAACACAAUUAUCAAAUAACAAAUCUACACCCAACAACAAACCUAUAACAAAUAAUAAGUCUACCCCAGUAACAAAUAAUAAAAAAACCCCAAUUAAACAAUCUUCACCAGUACCUCAGUCAAAUGCCAAACGUAGUUUAACCAGGGCAGAGACUCGAAACAAUGUAAACCAUGACGAUAGUUCAUCAGAAAAGACAAAAGAUGAUGACAAUCCAUACGAGGAACUCCUGAAUGCCGUUUUAGAGGCUAGAGAUGAGAAUAAUAAGUUGUUGCAUCCAGCAUUUCAGGUGCUGCCCUCUCGAAAAAGGUAUCCAGACUAUUAUGAAGUUGUAGAGCAGCCAGUCGAUUUAAAAACCGUUAGCACAAAAGUGCAGACUAAUAAAUAUAGGUUUCUUAUUGAAAUGGAACGAGAUUUAUUGUUAAUGUGCAAAAAUGCAUGCUUAUACAAUGAACCCAAGUCUCAUAUAUAUAAUCAAGCGAAAACUUUGCGAAAGUUUGCCCAAACCAAGAGGAUCGAAAUUGAUCAACGAAGAGGUACUAUGCCUGUGCUGGCGACCCCAAACAAAACUAACUCCUCCCCAGCCUCUAACGUAAAGCACAGUGGUACGAGAAACUCUUUAAAUUCUACGAGAAACAGUUUAAAUUCCAGUAAUAAUAAAUCUACUCCGAAUUCCGGGAGGCCGUUGCGAUCGCCAGUUGUGACAAAAAGUAGCUCUUUACUUAAUUCUUCUAGGACUAGUUUAAAUUCUAAUAGACAUACUCCGGUUUCAGUUCGUGAUAGAUUAAGUACUGGUAGUGUAAAUAAAAAUAGUGUAUCAAGUGUAAAUAAAAAUGUCAGUGUAAGGCUGCAGAGGCUUAGUACGGGUUUGUCCCCACUCAGUGAUGUUGGGGGACCAAAACAUAGAAAGUUUACAGGUAGAAGAAGUGCAUCAGUGAAUGUUAAAGAAGAACCUGUUGCAGAUUCUGAUCCUGAAAAUCCGGAAGCAGAAAUUGACAUGAACAACCCCCAUUGGAAACUUUUUGAAACCGUUAGGACAGCUACCGGUACUAAUGGCAUGCCGAUGUCGGAUCCCUUCUGGAAGUUACCGUCACGAAAAUUUUAUCCGGACUACUACAAAGAAAUCAAAAACCCAAUGUCGUUAAGUCAAAUUAGGCAGAAGCUAGUCAAAAAGGGAUAUGGUACUUUAAGCGAAGUUGCGGGGGACUUAACUAUAAUCUUUGAAAAUGCCAAAAAGUACAAUAUUCCCGCGUCGAAGCUUUAUAAGGAUGCUGUCAGACUGCAAAAACUGAUGCAGAGUAAAGUCCAGGAACUACUUGAUGUUGAUCAGGUAACGACACACAGAGUCACUAACAAAAACCGAAAGUUGUUUACAGAAAACGAGAUUGUAGCUCGGCGAAAACCUGGACCUAAACCUAAACACCUGUUGUUCGGUUACACACCACAACGAGGCCGGCCUCCCAAAGAUUCCACUAUCCUCAAGAAGAAGUUACAUAUGUUGGCAAAAUUUAUGUUAGAUUACACGACUGAAGAUGGUAGAAAACCAAUGUUAGCCUUUAUAGAAAAACCUUCGAAAAAGCUCUACCCCGAAUAUUACGAAGUAAUAGCUGAACCAAUAGAUUUUCUAGAGAUAGAGUCUAAAAUAAAAUCCGAACAAUACAGCGGAGUGUCGGAUCUCGUCAAGGACUUCAAAUUAAUGUUCAGCAAUUGUAGGCAGUUUAACGAAGAGAAUUCGCCGAUAUACGAUGACGCGAAUGAUUUGGAGAAGUACCUGCUGAAAAAAGUAGCUCAGUUCAAACAAGUGCACGUGACACCGGAGAAACCUAAACGAGAGAGGGUAGUUUUAAAGCCAUACAAACCGAGGCGGAUUCUUUCACCUCUAGAAAAAACCUUAAAGAGUUUCUUCGAAGCUAUCAGAUACUUCCGUGAUCCGAAAGAUGCCCGACAAAUAUCACAGGCAUUCAUGAAACUACCCACGAAGAACGAGUAUCCAGAUUACUACGAAGUCAUUACCAAUCCCAUAGACAUGGAGAAAAUAUCACAUAAGAUUCGUUCCAACGAGUACGAGAGUCUCGAUGAUCUUUUUGCGGACUUCGUCUUAUUGUUUGAUAAUGCCUGCAAAUUUAACGAACCCGAUUCGCAGAUCUAUAAAGAUGCUCUAGUUCUCCAGAGGUUUCUAUUCCAAACGAAGUUGCAACUCAAAGAAGAUGAGAAUACCGUGCCAGAUGUCGAAGCUGCCAUACAAGAUAUUUUUCUUAAUCUUUUUACUAAUGUAUAUAAUUAUCAAGACGAUGAUGGCAGGUGUUACUCGGAUUCUAUGGCGGAUCUACCAGAACAUGAUGAGGUUGAUGGGAAAAAGGUUCGAGGAAUUUCUUUGGAUUUAAUAAAACGAAGAUUGGACAAGGGCUUGUACAAGCGUUUAGAUGUGUUCCAAGACGAUUUUUUCGCCUGUAUGGAAAGGGCGCGAUAUAUUUCGAGGACUGAUUCACAAGUGUUUGAGGAUUCCAUAGAUCUGCAGCUGUAUUUCAUCCAACAGAGAGAUGAAUUGUGCAAAAACGGAGAACUUCUAGCUUCACCUGCCCUCCUUUAUACGGAAGAGGAUGCGAAAUCGUUCAUAGACGAGAUACGAACCGAAAAAGCCUUGAAGGAAUCGAUUGAUGACGAUACGGAAACGAGGUGUUCGGAGGAUUCCAUAUUAAAAGAAAUACACGUUAACGAAGGAAUUAGCAAUAAUAAGGAGGAAGCUGUUAAGAAAGAAAAUGUGGAAACCAAAAAGAGUUCAACUCCGAUGAAAGAAAUAAAUGAUAAGGAAGAACACAGUGAUGACGAAGACGAAUCCAGUAAUAAAAAUAGUGAUAAGCCGAAUAACGGACAAAAAUUAAAUAGCGAUGAUGAAUCAGUUAAUAAAGAACCAAUUGAGAACUGUAAAAGUGAAGAAAGUGAUAACAAUAUUGAAGGUACUAAUGGUGAUAAAGACACUGGUAGUGACAAAGGUAGUGAAAAAGGUAGCAAAAGAAUUUUUAGUAGAAAACUUAGUGUAAAUAGUGACAUGAGUCUUGAUGAAUGUGUAACAGACAUACAAAACCAGUCAACCGAAGAACUUAACGGAGGAUGCAUGGAGGAUGAGUCUGUGUCAUUUAAGGGUCGGACAUUCUUAGUGGGUGACUUUGUGUAUGUAGAAGCCAAAGAGAAAGGAUGUGAACCGCAUAUCCUUUGUAUAGAGAGGUUGUGGGAGAAUAACGGCCAAAAGAUGUUGUACGGAAAUUAUUAUUUUAGACCUGCAGAAACGUAUCAUGUAACUACUAGGAAAUUUCUCGAACGAGAGGUUUUUAAAUCAGAUUCAUAUGUGGCUGUGCCAUUAGAGGAGGUUAUAGGAAGGUGCUGUGUAGUCAAUGUGAAACAUUAUUUUACCAUGAGGCCAGAAGGUUAUGAUCCAAAAGAUGUAUAUGUUUGCGAAUCUCGAUAUCGUACUAGGACUAGGCUAUUUAAGAAAAUCAAAGUAUAUCCCGACAAUCCAACGAUAAAAUUGGUUCCAAGGGAAGUUCCUCUUCAACCGAAGAGGGUUAUGUCUGUGUUCCGUGAACGCAUAGAAAAACACAAAGAUGAACUUCAGGAGUUACAAGAGCUGGAGCAGUUGCUCGAAAAAGAAAAACCUAAUAUCGUUGCUGAAAUUAAUAUGGAAAUAGAUGAUGGCAAUACUUACUACGAACAGUUCAAUACAGUGUGUUCUGGUAUGAUUAAAACGGGUGAUUAUGUAUAUGUAGUAGCCGAUGGGGGUAAACAAAUUAUAGCACAAAUAGACAGUAUUUGGGAAACGAAAGACGGAAAGUGUUACUUUCGUGGCCCAUGGUUCUUAUCUCCUUCAGAUAUUCCACACAAUCCAACUAGGUUAUUUUAUAAGCAAGAAGUAUUUCUGUCCAGUUUGGAAGACGCCAGUCCUAUUGUCAGUAUUAUUGGAAAGUGUCAUGUGUUGGAGCUUACCGACUGGGUUGUAUACCGUGUGACUGAGAUACCAGAACCAGACGUGUACAUAUGCGCGUCAAUGUACGACGAAAUCAACAAACAACUAAGGAAACUUCCACCGGGAGGACUCAAAAAGUACACGCACAAUCCCAUGGUUACCGAAGAUGAAAUUUACUUCUUCACAAGAAUUCUCCAUCCUCCAAAGGAGGCUUCUAUACAAUUAACAAAAAUGAAUGACAUGGAUAUAACCAUGGAAGAUUCUCUCGACGGUGGUCCACCGUCAGUUGGUUCAGGGGAAAUACCUGCUGUUAUUUCAAAUACCCCUGUUUCCACCCCUGUCUCAACUCCUGUUCCUACUAGCAAAAAGAAAACAAACAAGAACAAAGUUGUUACUGGCUACAUAUUGUACUCCAGAGAAGUACGAAAACAGGUCGUUCAGAAUAAUCCGGAGUCCACUUUUGGGGACAUCAGUCGUAUUGUAGGUAGUGAAUGGAAGUCUCUACCUACUAGUGAGAAACAGCAAUGGGAAGAAAAGGCAUCCAAAUUAAAUGAAGAAACCAAGGCAUUGUCGGUGUUAGAACAAGAUCAAUGUGGAAGCCCAGCUGUCGCUCAGGUUCCACCUCCACCACCAGUUGAUCAAGUUUUCGAAUGUAUGUGGGACAACUGUGACUACCAGUUUGAAGAGGUAUCCGAUCUGAUUGAACAUUGCGUCAAAGAUAAAGAAUCGCAAGGGCACGUGCAAGCAUUUUAUCAUGAAAACAAUUUGACAGAAUUCAAUUGCUAUUGGCGCAACUGCGCCAGGUCUAAGAAGAACGUUCCGCCUUUUCCUAAUAUUACCAGAUUGAUUAGGCAUGUACGUGACAUGCACAUCAACAAAGGCAAUGGAAGAAGCGUUCCUCCAGAAAAUCGCAGCAAGAACUUCAAGCCUUCCAGUAAGCCUCCAGCUGUUAGUCGUCCGACUCCCUCUGCUACUCCCACUGCUCCGGCUAGUAAUACUUUCAACACAACUUCCGGAAGUGUUUCUUCAUCCGUCACAGCUUUCCAUGCCUCAAUAUCUUCAGUUUUGUCUCCAAAUGCCCAAAAGCCACAGGAACCCAUGUUUAUAGCUGUUCCUCCACGUCCACAACGCGUACUACAUUCCGAAGCAUAUAUAAAAUAUAUUGAAGGUCUUCAAGCAGAAAACAAGCACAUAACUCCUUGGGAAAAAACUCUGCAAGCUGCACAAGAAAAUACUCCCGAACCCGACAUGGAAAAAUUGAAGAACGUUACUGCGUGGUUGGGACGCAAGGCAGACCAACACGAUAACGUAGUCGCAGCUUUGUGGACUCUUCGCAAUCAAUUGUUGAAAGAUACUUUAAGUUUACAUAAGACUUUGUAAUUAUUACCGUUAAGUUAAUUUAUUGAUGACUUAUACAUUUUUUCUUUGUGUGAAAAAAUAAGGUUUUACUUUAUUGUUAAUUAUUCAGUGUGUAUUAUUUUUCAAUUUUAUAUAGAACGAAAUAUAUGAACUGUAAAUGCU